AUGGAUGGGCGGCGUCAUUCUGUUGAUGUACCUAUCUCUAAAGCUCUGGUAGCUCUGCGGAGGGUGAGGUCUCUAAGGGAUCCAUCAACUAAUUCUAUGAGCAAGUUCUCUUCUCCGGUUGAGAAUGUUAAUUGGGAAAUGAAUUCGGGUAAUGAUAUCUCUAUGCUGUUCUUGAAUACUUUCCAAGAAGGUGGCUCUGAUAAACGUAGUUGUGUGAGGCCAAAGAAUUCAGAAAGAGAGGAUUUCUUAGAUGAUUUUGAACUGAACCCGGAUUUAAACAAGUCUAGGUUGAUCCUGCAUGAGAUUUCAGAGUGGGUUGGAAGCACAGGGAGUCUUAGGAGCAAUCAGGGUGAUGAGUUUGAUCUUUCAGGGUCAGAUAAAGAAGAGGUUUUGAGACAUAAAUCACUGAGUCAUAGAUAUAAUAGCAGUCAUAUGGAUAAAGGAUUGGCCUUGAUAUGUGUAAAGCCUCAGGAGGAUGUGGAAUAUGAAGAAACUAUCAGAUCAUCAUGUUUCGAAAGAGUAGAUCAGAUUUUAUCAAAUCGAAAAUCACAGUGUGAAAGUUGUGCUGAUUUUUCUGGGGCAAUUGGUGAUCGUAGGAGUCGAACCAGUAGUCCAUGCCCUUCAGGAGGUGGUGAUCUUUCAAUCCAUAGUACAUCCGUUUUUGCAAAUGAAGAGGUUGAUACUGUAGAUCAUGAUCAUCCUGGUGGUGGACUAAGCUGCUUCUGGUCAAGAACCCUUAGAUUCAGAGAAGCUAACAGUUCUUUUGAUGCUGACAACCAUCCUUUGUUAUUCAAGAAUGCAAGGGAUAUUGCACUUUAUGACCACAGAAGCUUGAAACACAUUGGAAAUGAAACCAAUUCACAAUUAGAAAAGCCCAGGAGUCUGAGUUGGAAAUUCAGGCCAAAAUCUUUCAUCAACUUGGUAGGACAAAAUGUUGUUGCAAGGUCACUCUUGGGUGCUAUCUCUAGGGGAAGAAUAACCUCAUUCUAUCUUUUCCAUGGUCCACAAGGUACAGGAAAGACAUCAGCGUCAAGAAUUUUUGCUGCAGCACUAAAUUGUCUUUCCCUGGAGGAUAGACCGUGUGGUCUCUGCAGUGAGUGUAAUAUGUACUUUUCUGGAAACAGCGGGGACAUCAAGGAAAUAGAUUCUCUGAGAAUCAACCGGAGAGACCGGGUUAGGUCUCUCAUUAAGAAUGCAGCUACACCUCCAGCGUCUUCACAGUUUAAGGUUUUCAUCAUUGAUGAGUGCCACUUGAUGUGGGGGGAAACAUGGGCGACCAUUUUCAGUAGCAUUGAUAACCUUUCUCAACAUGUUGUCUUUGUGAUGAUCACUCCUGAUCUGGAUAAGCUGCCACGCAAUGCGGUAUCAUGAUCCCAGAGAUAUCACUUCCCUAAGAUUAAGGAUGAUGAUAUUGCAAGCAAGCUAGGGAAAAUCUGUUUUGAAGAGGGGCUUGACUUUGAUCAGGUUGCUUUAAACUUUGUCGCUGCCAAAUCAAAUGGUUCGCUUAGGGAUGCAGAGAUGAUGCUUGAUCAGCUAAGUUUGCUUAAUAAAAAAAUCACAACGGGCCUGGCAUACGAGCUUAUUGGAGCUGUUUCUGAUGAUGAAUUACUCGAAUUGCUAGAUCUGGCAUUGUCAUCUGACAUUUCUAAUACAGUUGUAAGGGCCAGGGAGUUUAUGAGAUCAAGGAUUGAUCCCAUGCAACUUAUCUCACAGUUGGCAAAUCUCAUUAUGGACAUCCUUGCCGGUGAGGAAGGUGGCUCAGAAGUCCAGAAAAAGUUCUCUCGUAGGCAUACCUCUGAAAUGGACUUCCAGAAACUGAGUCAUGCGUUGAAAAUAUUCUCUGAAACCGAUAAGCAAUUACGGGUAUCCAAGAAUCAAACAACAUGGCUUACUGCAGCUCUUUUGCAGCUGAGCUCUGCGGAAUCCUCCUCAGUGGAUGCUAGUGAUACAAAGAGUUUGAGAACUACACAAGAGAGAGGGCCAAGUGACCCUACUUCAUGCAAUGCCAACACAUCAGACAAGUCGCAAAUGCAGAAGGAUUUUGAUGAACAAUUGCAACAAAAGUCACCAUCUCUCUGUGAGCGUGGAAGUGGUUCAGAUUACUCUGAAUACACAUCGGAGAAGCCUAUAUUACCUUGUUUUUGUGAUUGUGCUUCUCAAGUGCCACAUAACUGCUUUGACAAAAUGGUGGUUGUAAGUACAUUAAGAAAUAGUGAAGGAAACGUGCUGAGUACAAGAGCGGCCUCAUCCUGCAGAUCUUUUGAAAACGAUGCACCAAAGCCUCCUGGAUUAAAGCUUCAUACUUCAAGGGAAGAGGGAAGCAACCAAGACUGCCAGGUUGAAGAAGAAUUCUGGAGUGCUUUGUUGGAAAACCCCCACGCUUACCUCAGGAAAGGAUUGGCAGCUGAGGCGAAAUUAGCUGGGUGGCUUCUACCAUGUGCAACUGCUUAG
Messenger RNA from Argentina anserina (silverweed cinquefoil), 2451 nucleotides. Its product is annotated as protein STICHEL-like 2. Lineage: Eukaryota; Viridiplantae; Streptophyta; Magnoliopsida; Rosales; Rosaceae. Gene Ontology annotation, biological process: DNA repair; DNA-templated DNA replication. Gene Ontology annotation, cellular component: nucleus; DNA replication factor C complex; DNA polymerase III complex. Gene Ontology annotation, molecular function: ATP binding; DNA clamp loader activity; ATP hydrolysis activity. The record is from RefSeq and is a predicted model, not a curated record.